Messenger RNA from Arabidopsis arenosa, 1100 nucleotides. The record is from the annotation of a GenBank genome assembly. Lineage: Eukaryota; Viridiplantae; Streptophyta; Magnoliopsida; Brassicales; Brassicaceae.
ACACACACAAACACAAACACAAGCACACGCACGAGUGAGUGAGUGAGAGAUGUUUGCCGUGGAGAAUGGGUUGCAGGGAGACCCAAGAUUAAAGGCCAUCUCCGACGCCAUUCGUGUCAUUCCUCACUUCCCCAAGACUGGGAUCAUGUUUCAGGACAUAACAACUUUGUUGCUGGAUCCAGUUGCCUUCAAACAUGUCGUUGAUAUCUUCGUUGAUCGUUACAAGCACAUGAACAUCUCUCUCGUCGCCGGAGUAGAGGCGAGAGGAUUCAUAUUUGGAUCUCCCAUCGCGUUAGCCAUAGGUGCCAAGUUCAUUCCACUGCGCAAACCGGGAAAACUACCCGGGAAAGUGAUAAGCGAAGAGUACGAGCUUGAGUAUGGAAGAGAUCGUCUAGAGAUGAGUGUGGAGGCUGUCAAAUCCGACGAAAGAGCUCUCGUCAUCGACGAUUUAGUUGCCACUGGUGGGACACUCUCUGCUUCCAUUAGCCUCUUGGAGCGCGCCGGGGCCGAAGUUGUAGAGUGUGCAUGCGUUGUUGGUUUGCCUAAGUUUAAGGGGCAAUGUAAGCUGAAGGGAAAGCCAUUGUACGUUCUGUUCUUGUUCUGGGCAAAUGCGGUGUCAACAUCAUCCACUCUAAAUUCUCUUAUCGGGAAACAAGUCGUCCGUGUCAGUCCUUUCCAGGCUGAAGGGUUGAGACCAGUGAUGGUUUCAAGAACAAUGGGAGGGUUCACUAUCAACAUUAUUGACACUCAUGGACUUGUGGAAGCUGGAUAUGUCAAUCACCAAGACCUCGAUUUAAUCAAAGGAUCAGAAUCUGGAAUCACGGUAGUCUAUGCAGAGAACAGUGGAAGAUGCAGCAAGAACGAUAAGGACGAAAAGGCUCUUCCGAAUGGUGUAGCGUGGAUCCCGAACUUGGUUAAGGCAAUAACUGAUUAGCAACAGACCAGAGGAAAGCAAUUCAUGUAAACAAGAAGAUGGUAGAUGGAUCUUACUCUGACGAUAAAGGAGAGAAACUCAUCCUUCUUAUUAUCGGCGCUCAGGUAAGAAAGAAACACAGUUUGAUUUACUGUGGCCAGACAGUAAAUAAUCAUCUUAGGCUAUU